This is a messenger RNA of Nerophis lumbriciformis (worm pipefish), 2559 nucleotides long. The record is from RefSeq and is a predicted model, not a curated record. Lineage: Eukaryota; Metazoa; Chordata; Actinopteri; Syngnathiformes; Syngnathidae.
CGGUGGGCCACCCUGAGCCACGGUGGUCUCCAACGGGAUGGGGAUGUCAUUUUGGGUGGACUCUUUAACAUUAGGACUGUGUCUUCAACUGUGGAACACACUUUUACCAGCAAGCCACAUUUUCCAGCCUGCACUGGUACUGAUCUGGCGUCACUAAAAUCCAUGUACGCUAUGAUGUUUGCGGUGGAGGAAAUCAAUAGAGAUGGCGUCAUCUUACCCGGCGUGACUCUGGGCUACCGCAUUCAUGAUACUUGCGACGGAUACCCUUGGGCACUGCAAGCUUCGCUGUCUUUAUCCACAGGUGACGUGGGCACAUGUCGCUUAUCAAGCUCGGAACUUCAUGUUGCCUCAAUGAAACCAGGUGCUCAAUCUGUGGCAGUUCUCAUUGGUCCUGCCUCAUCCACAUCAAGCCGAAUGGUGUCCAGCAUCCUUAGCCCACUCUCUAUCAGCUACCUGGCCACCUGUCCCUGCCUCAGUGACAGGUCCAAGUACCCUAACUUCUUCAGGACCAUCCCAAGUGAUGUUUACCAAUUCGGUGCCUUUGCUCGGCUAGCCGUUCACUUCCAGUGGACCUGGAUUGGAGCUGUGGUUGUUAAUAAUGAUUAUGGUCUCCUGGCUCUACAGGUUUUCCAGGAGGAGAUUAAGGGCAAAGGAGUGUGUCUAGAAUUCAUACAGAGUAUCCGAAAAGAUUACAGCGAUGCUGAUACUAGACGUGCCGCGAUCACCAUCCAAGCUGCCACAGCAAGGGUCAUUUUGAUCAUUGCCGGAUUUCGAUAUGCGAAACUGAUAUUCAUGGAACUGGACAAGAGAAAUGUGACAGGCAGACAGUUUCUGGCCAGUGAAUCAUGGAGCACCAAUUACAACGUCCAGGAUGGCGCCAUUACUCGGGUGGCACGCGGUGUCAUCGGAGUAGCCAUCCGAAGCGCCAACAUUCCCGGAUUUGAUCGCUACCUCCAAAGUUUGAACCCCAUUUGUCGCCCUGAAGACGACUUCUUGCGAGGAUUCUGGGAAAAAGAAUUUGGUUGCAGUCUUAGCUCGCCAAAGUCAACAAGACUCUGUGAACACCUCUCAAACAUGUCAGCGUCCUUUCCUGACAAGCCGUCAGCUGCGAGGGCCCCGCUGCCACUCUGCAGUGGCGAUGAGUCCCUGGAGGGUUUGCGGCAUAUCUUCACUGACACCUCCCAGCUCCGUCGGUCAUACAAUGUCUAUGUAGCUGUUUACGCUGCAGCUCACGCCCUUCGAGGCCUCCUCGCCUGCCAGGAUGCCAGCACAGCCAAGAACAGCAGCGCCACCUGCUCCCCUUCCAAACACAUCAACCCCGCUGAGCUUUUGCAGCAACUAACCAAAGUGCGCGUCGGUAAGCUUCACGGGGACGUGUUACAAUUCCAAGGGGCAGACAUCCCGGCCAAGUACGACCUUGUCAAUUGGCAGAUCACCUCCAAGGGUUCACUGAAAUUGGCUGUGAUUGGCCUUGUGGAUGGCCUUGACCUGUACCUGAAUGAGACUGAUAUCCAGUGGAGCACAGGAUCUAGUCAGGUCCCUACUUCAGUGUGCAGUGAGAGUUGCCCUCCUGGAACUAGGGUGGCCACCAAGAAAGGACGACCUGUUUGCUGCUUUGACUGCAUCCCGUGUGCGGAAGGGGAGAUUAGCAACACAAAUGGGUCUCUCUCCUGUGAACGUUGCCCGUUAGAGUUCUGGUCCAAUGCUGGGCAUUCAGCCUGCGUCCCUCGCCAGAUUGACUUCCUGUCCUUUAAUGAGACAUUAGGCGCUACUCUUACUGCAGUAGCUGUGUCCGGCACCGUGGUGACCACUGCUGUCUUUGUAGUCUUUCUAUUCUACAAACAUACACCAGUGGUCCGAGCCAACAACGCUGAACUGAGCUUCCUGCUCCUGGUGUCGCUCAAACUCUGCUUCCUCUGUUCUCUGGUGUUCAUUGGCCGUCCGUCCGUGUGGUCCUGUCGUUUCCAGCAGGCGGCCUUUGGCAUCAGUUUUGUGCUUUGCCUGUCCUGCCUUCUUGUAAAGACAGUGGUGGUCCUGGUGGCUUUCCGUUCGGGUCAUUCCAGUUCGAAACACUUAAUGAAGUGGUUCGGGCCUUGUCAGCAGAGGGGAAGCGUCUGCCUGUUCACUUGUAUACAGGUGACCAUCUGUGCUGUGUGGUUAUCCCUCAGUCCUCCACUUCCGGGCCACGAAGUGGGUCACCAAGGGUCUAAGCUCACCCUGAAGUGUGACAUGGCCUCUGUGGUGGGCUUUUCUCUUGUCCUCGGCUACAUCGGCCUUCUGGCGUGCACCUGUCUCCUUCUGGCUUUCCUCGCCAGGAAGCUGCCCGACAACUUCAACGAGGCUAAGCUGAUCACCUUCAGCAUGCUGAUCUUCUGUGCCGUGUGGGUGGCCUUCGUACCUGCGUACAUUAGUUCGCCCGGAAAGUACACAGUUGCUGUGGAGAUCUUUGCCAUCCUUGCUUCAAGUUAUGGUUUACUCUUAUGUAUUUUUGCCCCAAAAUGUUUCAUUAUUAUUCUGAGGCCACAGAAAAACACCAAGAAAAACUUGUUGACAAGAUAG